Brachypodium distachyon (stiff brome) is the source of this 717-nucleotide messenger RNA. Its product is annotated as transcription initiation factor IIB-like. Bases 1 to 717 code for a protein of 238 amino acids. Gene Ontology annotation, molecular function: TBP-class protein binding. Lineage: Eukaryota; Viridiplantae; Streptophyta; Magnoliopsida; Poales; Poaceae. Gene Ontology annotation, cellular component: transcription preinitiation complex; nucleus. The transcript has a single exon. Gene Ontology annotation, biological process: DNA-templated transcription initiation; transcription preinitiation complex assembly. The record is from RefSeq and is a predicted model, not a curated record.
AUGGCGCGCCGCCGCGGCAGCGUCGGGUCGCGGGUGAAGGGGUUCGACCCGAUCUCCGAGAUGGCGGGCCGGCUCGGGGUCGAGGCGCCCGUCAAGGAGCGGGCCAAGGAGAUCUUCCGGGAGGUGGAGGAUGCAAAGGCAUGGCCGCGCGGCCCGCCCUUGCUCGGGGACCGGAGCAAGGUCACGCUCUACGCGGCCGCCUGCCUCUACGUCGCCUGCCGCAACGCGUGCUCGCCGCGCACGCUCAAGGAGCUGGCCGCGGCGGCGUGCCCCUCCGCCGCGGCGGGCGCGGCCAUUUCGAGGGUGGAGAUCGCCAAGAUGGCGAUGGGCAUCAGGAUGCGGCUCAGGGACGAAGGCCCGGGGCAGGCGCCGGGCGUCGGCGUGCUGAGCGCGUCGAGCUACCUCCGCCGCUUCGGGGCGCGGCUGGGGUUGGGGGAGCGUGGGAUGGCGGCGGCGGAGGAGGCGGCGAGAAGGCUGGAGCAGAGCGGCCUCGACGUGCGCCACAACGCCGAGUCCGUCGCCUCCGGGAUCAUCUACAUGGCGGCGGAGGGCGCCGGGUUCUGCGUCACCUACAAGGGCGUCGCGGCGGCCGUCGGCGUCACCGGGGCCACCGUCAGCGCCGUGUGCAGGAAGCUGCGCCCGCACGCGCAGAUGCUCUUCGGGUAUAGCGUGCCUGCCACCAUUGCUGCUUGCUGUGUCCGUCCUCUCCGUGUCUGA